AUGAUUCUUAAACAAUGCAGUUCAAGAGAAGGAUUUGAUUCAUCGAAUGAUAUUGAUCAAUAAGAUUUAGAACAAUCCAUUAAAAAAUCCAAAACCGUCUAAAAUAAUGUAGAAGGCAAUAACACUUUUGAAAAUAAGCCCAUGAUUUAAGAAUCAAAAAAAUAAUGUCGCUUUUUAAACUUAGAUGUUCCAAAAGCUAUGACUAACAAUAAAACGAUUUACUUGAGCUAACCAUUCUAUAAUACUAAAUAAAUUCAUAUGCUAAUUAAUAAUACAGAGGAACAAUAGGAUUUUGAAAUUUAAAUACCGAAAAUUUACAGACCUUUUGUUGGGAUGAUAAAAUAAGGAAUGAAAUUUGAUUCUAACUUCGAAUCUGGCAAUCUUGAUCGAGUUGAUUAAAUUUCAAAUGACGAAUAUAAUUUAUAUAUGAGAAUUGAUACCAAUUCUAUAGGUCAUAGUAAUUGGUUUUAUUUUAAAAUAACAUAAAAUGAAUAAAGAAAAGUCAAAUUUAAUAUUUGCAAUUUCACAAAACCUCAAAGCUUAUAUAUUAAAGGAAUGAAACCUUAUGUAUUAUCAGAAAAGAGUAAAAUCAAAUAUUUUACUCAAUAAGGUGAUAACAUCAAAUAUCAAUAACAAGGCUAAUACUUUAUACUCUCCUUUGCAUAUUAUUUUGAGUAUGAAAAUGAUGAAGUCUCAUUUGCAACUCUGCCACCUUACACUUACAGUUAGUUAAUAAAUAAAAUUAAAAAAUGGAGUAAAUCAUCAAAACAAUAUUUCACUAAAUUAAAAAUAUCAAAUACUUUAUCUGGAUUGGUGUUGCCUCUAAUAAUAAUCACUGAUAAAUCUAUCGACAAGAAUAAAAAGAUUAUUAUUUUAACAGCUAGAGUGCAUCCGUCUGAAACUUGCAGUUCUUAUAUGAUAUAAGGUUUUAUCUCAUUUUUGUUAGGCGAAUCUUUCAUGGCCUAAUAUCUAAGGAAAAACAUAAUUUUUAAGAUAAUACCAAUGUUGAAUCCAGAUGGAGUAAUAGUAGGCAAUUACAGAAAUGGUUUAAGUGGAGUAGAUCUAAAUAGAUAAUUUUAGGAGGCAGAUCUGACAUUAUUACCAGAAGUGAAAGCAUUGAAAUGUUUGAUUGAAGAUAAUCAAUAAAAACUAAUUGGCUAUUUUGAUUUUCAUGGUCAUUAGGUCAGGAAGAAUAUAUUUAUGUAUUGUCCUACACUUAGUUCUGAAACCAAGAUAAUUCCAUUGAUUCUUUAAUAAAGAUUGGAUUCAUUUCGAUUCAGAUCGUGUGAAUUUGGAAUACCAAAAUUUAAAAUGGGAACAGCUAGAGCUUAUGCUAAUUAAUUUAUUGAAUCUAUUUGCUAUACCAUAGAAGCUUCGUUUUGUGGUUAUUAAAAGGGAAAGAAUGUGAGAUUCAUGAGUUGUGAUUGGGUAAAAAGUGGAUUUUGCAUAGCAGAAACAAUAUUUCUGUAUUUGAAUAUGAAACAAUAGCAUUAAAAAUAAUUAAAAUCAAAUCAAUUGCUAAAGAAAAUAAAUGAAAUGUCAUUGAAAGUAGAAUAAACAGAAGUAAAACAUGAUUCCGAUGAUGAGAAUAAUAGUUAAUCCGAUGCAGAGAUAUUCGAAGAUUAUGAUAAGGAGAAGUUGAACGAACUUUAGAAUCAAAUGAAGAAGGAAUUAAGCCAUUAGAAUUUGAUAGAAUAAGGAGAUGCUAUUUUUAAACAUAUGAAAGUGUAGAGUGUAUCAAGGAGAAUUAAGGCCACUCCCUUAUAUUUGCUGACCAAAAAAGAUUAGCCACGUCCAUCAUUGUAUCCUGAUUUGAGUAUUCAGAAUUGGGAAUUUCGAUCUAAGAAUGCCAACAGUAAUGAGAGCAGGAAUUUGAUUCAGAAGAGAGGGAGAACAAAUAGCAAGUUAUUGUAGUCGUUCAGAUUUGAAAACAAACAGAGAGCCUCAUCUCAUUUAAGUGGUUCUCCAUUUAAUUAGACAAUUGAAUAAAUCAACAUUACUUAAAUAAUUCCGAAGAAAACUAUAUACAAUUUUCCAAUUCUAGAUAAUAUGCAAUAGAGUAUAGGGACACCUCUACCAUUCAUCAGAAAACUUCUAAAUGGAAAGAGUAAAAGGCUGCCAGGAUGA
Molecule: messenger RNA, 2127 nt
Organism: Paramecium tetraurelia
Lineage: Eukaryota; Ciliophora; Oligohymenophorea; Peniculida; Parameciidae
Exons: 5
Biological process (GO): protein side chain deglutamylation; proteolysis
Molecular function (GO): zinc ion binding; metallocarboxypeptidase activity
Source: RefSeq, a predicted model, not a curated record